AUGGGAGGUGGCGUCGGAGGCGGAGGCUUCGUCCCCCUGCCAGGUGGCGUUGGAGGCGGAGGCUUCGUCUCCCUGCCAGGUGGCGUUGGCGGCGGCGGCUUGGUUGCCCUGCCAGGUGGCGUUGGCGGCGAAGGCUUCGUUCCCCUGCCAACUGGCGUUGGCGGCGGAGGCUUCGUCCCCCUGCCAGGUGGCGUUGGCGGCGGAGGCUUCGUCCCCCUGCCUGGUGGCGUUGGCGGCAGCUUCGUUCCCUUGCCAGGUGGCGUUGGCGGCGGAGGCUUCGUCUCCCUGCCAGGUGGCGUUGGCGGCGGAGGCUUCGUCCCCCGGCCAGGUGGCAUUGGCGGCAGCUUCGUCCCCCUGCCAGGUGGCGUUGGCGGCGGAGGCUUCGUCCCCCGGCCAGGUGGCAUUGGCGGCAGCUUCGUCCCCCUGCCAGGUGGCGUUGGCGGCGGAGGCUUCGUCCCCCUUCCGGGUGGCGUUGGCGGCAGCUUCGUCCCCCUGCCAGGUGGCGUUGGCGGCGGAGACUUCGUUCCCCUGCCAGGUGGCGCUGGCGGCAGCUUCGUCCCCCUGCCAGGUGGUGUUGGCGACGGAGGCUUCGUCCCCCUGCCAGGUGGCGUUGGCGGCGGAGACUUCGUCCCCCUGCCAGGUGGCAUUGGCGGCAGCUUCGUCCCCCUGCCAGGUGGCUUUGGCGGCAGCUUCGUCCCUCUGCCAGAUGGCAUUGGCGGCAGCUUCGUCCCCCUGCCAGGUGGCGUUGGCGGCGGAGGCUUCGUCCACCUGCCAGGUGGCGUUGGCGGCGGAGACUUCUUCCCCCUGCCAGGUGGCGUUGGCGCCGGUGGCUUCGUCCCCCUGCCAGGUGGCGUUGGUGGCGGAGACUUCUUCCCCCUGCCAGGUGGCGUUGGCUGCGGAGGCUUCGUCGCCUUGGGUGCUGGUAUUCGCGGCCGAGGCCUCGUCGCCUCGGCUGCUGGUAUUCGCGGCGCAGGCUUCGUUGCCUUGGGAGGCUGCACGCUUUCGCAGCUACGAGCGUCGACGAAGCGAAAGACCGCCUGUUCAAUGGGUCCCACCCACCUACGAGGCGACGUGGUGCUACCGGAAGCCAUCAAGGACGUUUUCUCGAAGGGACCAAAGUUUGCCGUUCAACCUAAGCUCUUACCGCCAGCUCUUCUGGGUAUCGUCAAGCGCGUCUCCAAGUUGGCUCUGGAAAGUGAAACUGACCGCUGUUUGUCCGAAGGCAUCGACGUUUUGAUCGGUCACGCGUUCGGAGCUCGCCCUGUUGACGUCCAGGCGAAUGGCGACACAAUUCCUGCCACGGAGAACCUCGACAAACGACGUGUUGACAGGGAUUCACAGGGCAGCUUGGGGGGCUCUGCUCGUUUGGACGGACAAGGCGACCGGUACACGGUCGUCAGGUUGACCCGUGACCAACUUAAGAACUAG
Messenger RNA from Dermacentor andersoni, 1428 nucleotides. The record is from RefSeq and is a predicted model, not a curated record. NCBI's taxonomy places the organism in Eukaryota, Metazoa, Arthropoda, Arachnida, Ixodida, Ixodidae.